This is a messenger RNA of Chelonoidis abingdonii (Abingdon island giant tortoise), 2425 nucleotides long. It is a transcript of the gene COLEC12, whose product is annotated as collectin subfamily member 12. NCBI's taxonomy places the organism in Eukaryota, Metazoa, Chordata, Testudines, Testudinidae. The record is from RefSeq and is a predicted model, not a curated record.
ACUCCAGGUCCCGGAGGCUGCAGAGCCCAGAGGCAGAGGGAGAGCGAGAGGCUCCUGCGCCAGCUCUCCGCCGCGGGUGCCCACCAUGGAAGUGCAGUGAGGUUGCUCAGGAGCAAACUUCGGUUCCCCAGGCUCGGAAAGUUUCCUAUGUGACCCACUCCUGUGCCAACAUGAAAGACGACUUUGCAGAAGAGGAGGAGGUGCAGUCCUUCGGUUACAAGAGAUUUGGUAUUCAGGAGGGAACUCAAUGUACCAAAUGUAAAAAUAACUGGGCACUGAAGUUCUCCAUCAUAUUACUAUAUAUUUUGUGUGCCUUGCUAACAAUAACAGUAGCCAUUCUGGGAUACAAAGUUGUAGAAAAAAUGGACAACGUUACAGGUGGCAUGGAGACAUCCCACAGAAGAUACGCUGAGAAACUCUCAGAAGUGGAGAGUGACCUGAAGAAAUUAGAUGACCAAACUGGACAAAAAGAUAUGAGCACUAACAAAGAACUUUCUAGCUUCAGAUCUGACAUACUGGCUCUUCGCCAGCAGCUUCAGGAGAUUGCAGAGAAAACCACCAAAAACAAGGAUACACUGGAGAAGCUACAAGAUUCUGGAAAUGUAUUAGAUGACAGGCAGAGCCAAAUGAAAGGUGUCUUGGAUAGCAACUCUUUCAUGAUCAUCAGCGUCAAUAAAACUCUCCAAGCAUACACUGGCUAUAUCAACAAUCUCCAACAAGACACAAGUAAUAUCCAAACAAAUUUGCAAAGCCAAAUGCAUUCUCAUAAUGUGGUCAUCAUGAAUCUAAACAACUUAAAUCUGACACAAGUUCAGCAAAGAAAUCUUAUUAGUGUUUUGCAGAGGUCUGUGGAUGAUACAAGUCAGGCUAUCCAAAGAAUCAAGAAUGACUUUCAAAAUCUGCAACAGGUUGUCCUUCAAGCACGAAAGGACACUGAUUGGCUUAAGGAGAAAGUGCAGAAUUUACAGAUGUUAGCAGUCAACAACUCAGCAUUGGCCAAAGCUAAUAAUGAUACACUUGAAGACAUGAACAGUCAACUUAGCUCAUUCAGUGGACAAAUGGAGAACAUUACCACAGUUGCACAAGCCAAUGAACAAAAUCUUAAGGAUCUGCAGGAGCAUCAUAAAGAUUAUGCAAACAGAACUUCUGCCAAGUUUAACCAGCUAGAAGAGCGCUUUCAGCUCUUUGAGACAGAUAUAGUCAAUAUCAUUAGCAACAUCAGCUAUACUGCGCAUCACCUGCGGACACUGACUAGCAAUCUCAAUGAGGUUAGGACAACUUGUACAGACACCUUAAGUAAACACACAGAUGACCUGACUUUUAUGAAUAACACACUAGCCAAUAUUCGUUUAGAUUCUACAUCUCUCAGGAUGCAACAGGAUGUGAUGAGAUCAAGAUUAGAUAUUGAAGUUGCAAAUUUAUCACUAAUUAUGGAAGAAAUGAAGAUGGUAGAUUCCAAACAUGGCCAGCUUAUCAAGAACUUCACAAUACUGCAAGGCCCUCCAGGUCCAAGGGGACCUAAAGGUGAGAGGGGACCCCAAGGGCCUUUUGGUCUCACUGGCCUAAAAGGGCAAAAAGGAGAAAAAGGUGAGCCAGGGCCACCAGGACCUGCUGGUGAAAAGGGCCCAGUUGGGCCAAUCGGGCCACCAGGAGAAAAAGGUGGAAAAGGUUCAAGAGGAUCACCUGGCUCCAAAGGUCAGAGAGGUUCUACUGGCAAGACUGGUCUGCCAGGACCUAAUGGAGACCCUGGACCACCAGGACCACCUGGCAAAGAUGGUCCUCCAGGUCCACCAGGUCCACCUGGAUUUCAAGGUUUGCAAGGAACUGUUGGCGAGCCUGGGGUACCUGGACCUCGAGGAUUGCCUGGUCUGCCUGGCAUACCAGGGCUGCCUGGGCCGCCUGGACCGCCUGGGCCACCAGGUCCAGGGAUGCCUCUUGCACUGAAAAGUGAGCCAACAUCAAUACCUGAGGCUAACGGUUGUUCUGCUCAUUGGAAGAACUUUACAGAAAAAUGCUACUACUUUUCAUCUGAAAGAGAAGUUUUUGAAGAUGCAAAAGUUUUCUGUGACGAGAAGUCCUCACAUCUGGUUAUCAUAAACAAUAAAGAGGAGCAGCAAUGGAUAAAAAGACAGAUUGCUGGGAAAGGCAACUUCUGGAUUGGGCUCACAGAUUCAGAGCAAGAGAAUGAGUGGAGAUGGCUGGAUGGAACCUUACCAGAGUACACAAACUGGAAAAGUGGGCAGCCUGAUAACUGGAGUACUGGGCAAGGGCCGGGGGAAGAUUGUGCUGGAUUAAUCUCUGCUGGGCUCUGGAAUGACUUUCAAUGUGAAGAUGUUAACAGUUUUAUUUGUGAAAAAGACAUGGACAAAGCCUAGACACUUGGAUUGUAAUAGGCUGUGAAUUUACAGACACAAAUACAAAUUAC